UAAGGCACCAGACAGCGCCCUGUUUUAUAACGUUUUGGUUACAAUUGCGUUCUCGUACGGUAAACUAAACGUCUUGAAGGGACGCGCCUUGUAACGUCAGGCAAAGCUUCGUCUUCAUCUCGGAUGGUACAGAAUCUACAGGAUUAACAGCUCAGCCUGCGAGACAGUGUUAUGGCUUUGAAGAAAAAUGUGAACAAUAGAGAUCGGCAAUUGUUUGUGUGAGCAGCGACUGAUAACCUUGGUCAAGUGCUUCAACGAUAUACAGGAGUAAGGGCGUUCAGCUUUUGCCGAGGCGGCAGUAGGAAGAUAUAAGGCAUUUUCUGGCAGGGUAUUGUACGUCUCACGUUUCCACAAGAGCUUAGACAUUUACCACCCCUUUCUACGGGUUGGCGCCUGUUCGAUAAGUUCCCGUACACACCAUUUACGAAGCACACACAAAGAGGAGGAGGAGCGUCGACCGGUUUGCUAUACACGUAGCUUUGCUUGCACAGUUUACGCUCUUUCGAUCGUCGCGUCUGUGAGCUGCAUGGAGAAAACUGAGGCUGGGCUCACCUCGCACUCGCACGACGGGAUCGCGAUCGAGCAGGGCAGCGAGGAGAUGUCGCCCGACGCCGCCAACAGGUACGCCACCAAGAAGACGGUGGCCCAGGGUUGCUACGACGUCGCCCUGCUCACCAUGAACGCGGCGCAGCUGAAGCGCGCACUGGAGCAGGGGCACCACCACCCGUUCUACGCGCUCGUCGUUGUGCUGGCCAGCGUCUCCAUUGCACUGCAGGUUGUCGUUGGCAUCCUGCUGAUCGUGCUCGGAUGCCUGGACCUAGGCAAACCGCGCCAACGGGGCCCUGCCAUAGUGCUCAACAACGUGGCGACGGCGUUCGUCAUGUCGGUGACGAUCGUGAACGUCCUCGCCGCAUCAUUCGACCUGAGCCACAGCAACUACGAAUCUCUGACACCGACGGCUUUUGCCGGAACCGAGUUGAACAACGAGCUCACAACGCAGGGCCUUUGACGCCUCCGUCUAUUGCUCCUGGAUAAUUCGGCUGUAGACAGCCUAUCGAAGGUGUAUCAAUAAAGCUACGCUUCCAUUUUCUUUA
Molecule: messenger RNA, 1094 nt
Organism: Dermacentor andersoni
Lineage: Eukaryota; Metazoa; Arthropoda; Arachnida; Ixodida; Ixodidae
Product: ninjurin-2-like
Biological process (GO): cell adhesion; tissue regeneration
Cellular component (GO): membrane
Source: RefSeq, a predicted model, not a curated record